GUUUUAGUUCAUGUUGACUCCCUCCCUCUAGCCAAAGGCAAUAAAUACAAACCAACUGGUUAGAGUUUAGUCACUCCCUCAGACUUCCAAUAUAAAGCACAGAGGCAGUGGAACUGCAGCACCGUUAGGAAGUGAACACAUAAAGCAGGUAACCAGCGAGCUUGAGAAAAAUUGCAUCCAUGGCAUCCAUCGCAUCCAUAAGAGAUCAAAUCUUAAGUGUACUGAAUGACGAGCUUUCAGUGAAAGACAAUGGCAAAGAGCUGCUACAGCAGAAAAUUGUAUCAGUGGUACCCAAUGCAUCCAUGAGUGAUAAAAUCAUUUGUUCACUAAAAGAUGAAUUCCCAUUGCUGUAUACAGUGAACAAGUACCUUAUGAUAGACAUUGACAAAGUGCAGAUGCAACAGAUUCUUUCUACUCCGGAGGGCAUGCCUGAGAAGAUUAAAGAGUCGAUUGACCAGAUCCAUUUUACUGAUCCAAAGUAUAAUGAUUUUGUGCAGAACAUUAUCUCUCAGUACGAAGCCUUCAACAACAUGAUGAUGGAAAUCAAGAUGGAGCCACAAAAGGCUAUGCAACACAAGGAGAAAUUCAAGAACAACUAUAGGAAACAAAACAGCAGCCAGCAGUUGACAACCUUUAUUGAAGACAUCAAGAGAGAGCCCUCUGAACUGCUGAAAGAUUAUAUGAAAACAAAUACAAGUGUCCAAAUGGAGGAUAUGUUUAAAUAUCUGGAACUUCUUAUCUACAGGGGCAUUGUAGUAGAGAUGGCCAUCAUUGCAGUCCUUAAUGAACUGGAGUUCAUGAAGGAGUGGGGCGAAAGAUUUAUCGAAAUUCAAACCAAGUUUCAGUAUACUCUGAACAUGUGUGAAUGAAAAUGUACAGUGAUGCCAAAUUUACUGACAGUUUGUUAAACCAUGGCUGUCUUAUUUUCCACUGAUUUAUAAUAAUGAUAUUUCUGAUUUUCUGAUUUCUGAUGAUUUUGAUAUAAUAAUAAAAUUCUGAGCUUUCAGUAAUAUAAUGGGCAACAAGGACACAACUCUUUUUUUUUUCUCUUUUGUUUCUAUGCUGUUAUGGUGGACGUAUUAUAUAACAUUUGUGAAUUUUAUGGAGAAUUUUAUUUACGUUGUAUGAACAAUUAAUCUGUUUUAUUAGCAAUAAAUUUGAUUAAAAAUAUUAUUCCAGAUCAAA
Molecule: messenger RNA, 1185 nt
Organism: Silurus meridionalis
Lineage: Eukaryota; Metazoa; Chordata; Actinopteri; Siluriformes; Siluridae
Exons: 2
Coding region: 180-869 (229 amino acids)
Source: RefSeq, a predicted model, not a curated record